AUUAUUAUUCAUAUUUCAUUUUGGUUUAAAUGGACAAAAAGUAUUGGGAGUUUAACAGAAAAGAUGAUCUUACAAUUUUGGUUGAAGACGAAGAGCUUUACGUGCAUCGCUUCAUUUUAGCAUCAUGUUCGCCUGUAUUUAAUGUGAUGUUGGAGUCAGAUGAUUUUGUUGAGACAAGUAAAAAUGUAAUACCAUUACUAAACAAAAAAAAAGAAAAUAUCCAAGAAAUGCUAAAUUAUAUAUAUCCUUUUGGAAACAAGAUUUCAGACCAAACUAAUAUCGAUAGCUUGCUAGUUUUAUCACGUGAAUACAGAAUAAAUAAAAUCAAAAAUUUAUGCGAAGAAUAUCUUUUACAAAAAACACCAACUGUUGACUUGUUAAUUACUGCACAAGAGUUUGAUUUGGAAAGACUCAUAGAAAAAUGCAUUGAAUACUUUUCAGAAAAAGCUUUAGAACCAUUGCAAAAUCAUCCAAAGUAUAACGAGCUGAGUAAAGAAAACAAACUGAAACUAGCUAAGGGACAGAAUAUGGUUUUGCGAAAGUUCUUUGAAAAUGCUAAAACUAAAUUUCAUAAUAAGACGAUUUCCUAUAACGGUUAUAUAUACACUAGUAUCGAAAUUGAAUCAAAGAAAAUGAGAAUAAACAAAGAAGAUGAAGAUUAAAUAGAAACUACUGAUAAAAGAACCUCAAAAUGUUUGCACACUCAUUUUAGUUAAAAAGUUGUACAUAGAUUAAGAGACUAACUCACUAAUAAAAUUUUAUUAUGAUUGUUGAAAAAGUUUUUAUUAUAAUUGUUAUUGUUAACAUUGCUAUCAUCGUCAUUAUUAUUGUUACUAUUAUUAUUGUUUUUGUAAGUAUUAUUGUUUUUAUUAUUAUUGUUGCCGAUGUUUUAGCGCGGAAAUAAUGUAAAGAAAGUAUAGGAACGCGAAAAAAAAUUCAACCUCUCUGCCACUUUCAAUAAAGGCUGAAAAUAAGAUAAAUUAUAUUACUAAUGAAUUAACAACUGAACUUAACAAAUAACUUUCAAUAAUAGAUGCAAAUUUGUUAAGGAAAAUCUUUUUGACAAAUUUUAAAUUAAAUGAUGAUCUUGAAUCACCAAAUUCUUUACGUUUUGCAAAUCUAACGGUUGACAAACUCGUUAUAAUUUUUAGAUCAUUUAAAAGAAAUAAAUCAGUAGGAUCUGAAAACAUAGAUGGAUAUUUUGUGAAAGGUUCUUAAAAUGUUAUUAAAGAAAUUCAUAGCAGAUUCUUUUAGGCAUUCAUUAAACAAGAUUCCUCCCGAGUUUUUUUGAAAGCAGCAAAAGUAAGUUCUAACUUUAUGACAGGAAAUACGACUUAUACUCAAAUUACUUUUUUCUGUUUUUCAAAUUGAAGAACAGAAAAAAGUUAUAAUAGAAAGAGUACAAGGUCUAUUCACACGUUUUUCACGUGCCAAUAGACUAUAUUUAAUUAUAGUCUAUUAGCACGU
Messenger RNA from Hydra vulgaris (swiftwater hydra), 1467 nucleotides. Its product is annotated as speckle-type POZ protein-like A. NCBI's taxonomy places the organism in Eukaryota, Metazoa, Cnidaria, Hydrozoa, Anthoathecata, Hydridae. Gene Ontology annotation, molecular function: protein binding. The record is from RefSeq and is a predicted model, not a curated record.